AUGAACGCCCACGCCUGUGCUCGCAUGGCGCUCGGAGGGGGGCAUUGGGAGGUGCUCUCCUUUUUGGAAGAAGGGGGUGCAAACGCGAGGCGGAUUCGGGAUGAUUUCGAGUUACGUCUCUUCAAGGCCGCGAGCUCUGGACACCAGGAGAGGGUGGCCCAGUACCUCGAGAAGCUGCCAGACCUCCACCUUAGCAAGGAGUUCUGUUCCAAGGUUUUGCGCGAGGACCAGCUGGAGCUAUUCAAGGUGCUGCUGAAGGGGGGCCAGUUUGGCAGGGUUCUAAGACCCGGCCUCUCUGUCCCGGGACCCAGUCAGUUGGAGGGCUACCAGCAGCUAGCUUCCGUGUUUGUAAAGGCCUUUGACGACAAGGGUCAGCGCUUCCCGAUUGAUUUCGAUGAAGCACACGUGUGGCUGCAGUAUGGGAGGAAGGAUAGUGCUCUCCGUACCCUAAAGGCCCAUUUUACGGAGAACACCGAUUACACGUUUGUUGACGGCAGCUCAGCUUACUCCCCACCGAGUGUGGAGGUACCUCGGAAGGGGCCAGCCCCUGACAAGUACUACUUGACGACUGAUGCGUUCGAGAAUUUUGCAAUGGAGGCACGCACAGAGGCCGGCGACCGGGUCAGAGCAUUCUUCAGGGCCAUUCGGGACGCAUACGUGGAGUUAACUACCACCCCCCCAAGCCAACAACUGUCGCGUGAGAAGGCGCUUGAGUUGCUGUUCGAGGGGCAGGGCUGUCUGUAUCUCGCUUGCAUCCACGAGACUUCGAAGCUGUACAAGUACGGCUGCAGCACCAACCUCCCAAAGCGCAAUCUGGCCCACCGGAAUCACUUCAAGCCUCCUUAUUCGUAUAGGCUGGAGAUGGCAUGGAAGGCUGAUCGGCCGCGCGAUGCAGAGGAUACCUUCAAGGGUGACCCGCUGAUAAAAGAGAUCCACCAAGAGGUUGAGAUUGGGGGUACUGUGCACAGAGAGAUUAUCCGCCUACCUGAUCACGUCGACAAGGGCAUUGUCCUAGCAAUUGCAGAGCGGGCGGCUCACAAGACACAAAAUACGAUUCAACACCUUUACGUUGGAGGCUCUUCCAACGACGAGAAGAGCAAGGAGGUCUUGCUAGCCAAGGAGAAGACCCGGCAAGCUGACAUUCAGGCCAAAGUGCGACUGGCGGAGUUAGAUCAUGAACUGAAGAUGGAAGAGCUGAGGCUCAAGUGCGCUCCGAAGCAGACCGGGAGAAGGACGAGACUCGUCACUGCCACCGAGGCAGGGGAUGCUCAGAUGACAGAGGGACUUCAGAUUGUUACACAGUACGGGGAGUCUUUGCUUGAUGCAAGUGAGCACAGUGCCACAGAGGAUUUUGUGCCAGAAGUGACAGAGCCCUUGAUCGCCCCUGAUGUUGAAGAGCCUGUGGACGAGGAGGCAAGUGAGACCCAUGAGCUUCACGGGGCUCAGGAGCUUGCUCAAGUUCCCCAUGUUGAUACUAUUCCUGAGCUUCAGGAGGUUACACCCGAAAUUCAGGAGGAUGGAGAGGGCACAGUGACAGAGGGGGCACAGACCACCAUUGCAGCUUAUGCAGAGGGUUUGAUCAGCCGCUUCAUCGAAGAGCACUGCAUCCUUGAAAAGUCAAAGUAUGUUACUUCGAAAGAUUUCCGCGAUCGUCUGCUGGCCAUCACAAACGAGAGCGAAGAUGUCCUCAGCAUGAGACGUGUCGGAGUGUUUAUGCACAAGCAAUUCAGGGCAAAGGAGUUUAUUCGCAACUCGAAGCGCUGCCGGGGCUAUGUGGGCCUAUCUUUGAAGGAGUUUUCCGGGUAG
This is a messenger RNA of Klebsormidium nitens, 1806 nucleotides long. NCBI's taxonomy places the organism in Eukaryota, Viridiplantae, Streptophyta, Klebsormidiophyceae, Klebsormidiales, Klebsormidiaceae. The record is from the annotation of a GenBank genome assembly.